Molecule: messenger RNA, 3790 nt
Organism: Leptomonas pyrrhocoris
Lineage: Eukaryota; Euglenozoa; Kinetoplastea; Trypanosomatida; Trypanosomatidae
Exons: 1
Coding region: 332-3790 (1152 amino acids)
Source: RefSeq, a predicted model, not a curated record
AGAAGCAGCCGACUCUUUGCUCUUCCAACGCACGUAUACAUGUACUGGUUGAUGCUCAACACAGCUUUUUCCUCUCUUCACUCCAGCUGUGCAAUUCACGCAACACCGAAUCGACGCCGCACUUUUUGCUGUUGCUGCCGUUGUCGUUGUUGUUGUUGGUGUGCCACGUAAUUAUUAUUAUUAAUAAUUAUUAUUAUUUCAAAGUGAGUUGGUCAGUUCGCGUAAUCGGAUUACUGUUGUGCUGCUCGCUUGGUAAAGGAUGUCCUUUUUUCCAUACACGCACACACACACACACACUUUCACCCGUAAAUAAUAGAAAGAGUAGCGUAGUAUGAUAGACAGCGGUGAUGCCUCACCAGCGUUUUCGUCGAGCGAAGCAGCUCGGCAUUUCGCGCCCGUAACGGAGGAAGCGCCGCGACGAGCGGCACCCGUGUCAUCACCACCCACGACAGCAUGCAGUGUCAGCACGGGCGUCUCCUUCGCGCAAACAAACGGUAGGUCUGGCACGAUCGCGUCGGAUGCUCCUUCACGCGGUGCUGCGGCGUCCUCCUCAGCACACCUGCACCCUUCAGUGGUGGCGCCGCCUGUCUCUUCCGGUGUCGCACCGUGUCGUCCACACGCCAGCUGCACCGCGGAAGAACGCACACGCAAGACGAGUCCAUCUGCUUCGACGCUACGCCGUGGCACUCACUGCGACGAGUACGCCGCGACCGCCGCGACGGAGGGCGGGAAUAGAAAAGGGCCGAUAAUGCUUAGCGAACGCAGCGGAGACGCGAAGCGGCAUCGCCACGGCGGGUCCGAGGCGACAGUUCAUGGUGUGGUGGGUGAUGGUGGGCGCGUUGGCGCGUGGAAGCUGGCGGCGGCGGCGGCGUCGACGAACGCGUCACGCGCAGCGCUGGCAACUCGGUCGUUUCCGCAUAUUCCGCUGCAGUCCCCCGUGAGUCCGUCAUCGCCGUUGGGCAUUGGUGGGGGUUGCCUUUCCACUGCGGUACCGGUGCAGCGGCUGUAUCGCGUGCCCGCCGCCUUCUACGGUGGAGGACCUCUGCCGUCUGCCCCCUCCUUCGUCGCAACCGCUGCUGCUGCUGCUGCUGCUGCUGUUGGUGGAACCCGCAGCAGCAACAACAGGAGUUAUGUGCUGCCAGGUGUUCAAGAGUCGGACGUGUUCGGAGCAGCCCCACGGCGGCCGCCCUCCGCACCCGUGGAGGAACGCGUGCGGAGGGCGGCACAAGCCUUCGCGAGCGAUACGAGAGGAAGCUCUGCGGUGCGGUUGCUGCUUGGCGGCGAGGCAGUCCAGCUAGACGAAGACAGCGGUGUGCGGGUGGAGCGCGGGUAUCGCUGCAUGUCUUCCGCGUCUCCUUCCUCGUUCUACGAUUGUGAGGAGAAGUGCGGACAUCCAUUCAGCAGCAACGACCCAGCUUCCAUGGCACACCUCGACGGCUGUCACGAGGGCGGGGCUGUGCCGCUGCUCGUUGGUGCAAAACGGCGUCGCGGCAGCGCACGUGGCUUCUCCCGUGCCGCAUCCGUCGCCAACAGCAUUUCGUUUGGUGGCGGUGGUGGAGGAGGCGAAAACGCACCCUCACGCGAUUCCACCGCCGCCUCACGUCUCUUCCCGGGCUCCCCGGCUGCCUCGUCUUUCUCUCGUUUUCAAUCCCCGCAGUCGCCCGCUAUCCCGCCGCUGACAAUAAGCGGCACCGGGGUGGCGUCGUUGUCCUCUUCGAUUUCGGCCUUCGCGCGAUCUGCAAACAACAAGACUAGUAGCACUGCUGUGCUCGCCACGACGGUAGCGUCGGCUGCUGCGGCGAGUGCGGCGCCGGCAUCGCCCUCGCCGUUUUGUGCUCUGGUGGAUGUGUUCUCGGAGGAGCAUGCGGGCCUGACGGCGCUGACAACGGCAAACGCCAGGAAGAGGGGUGCAACGACGAGUGGGUCGAAGGAGGCUUCGUCCGCCAAACCGGAAAGUGCUUCUGCGGAGGCGGUUUUAAAAGCGCUGCCGUGGCUGCGUCUUUGGGUCUCAGGAGGGCUGUCGAGGUGUCUGGCCGCGCAGCUGGAGCGCGAUGUCGAUGUGCUGCUUGCGAGUACCGUGGUGGAAGGGACUCCGAGUACGGGAGAGAGCUCUUCGCGGACCGGCGUAGCAGCAGCAGCAGCAGCAGCAGCCCUCACGGGAGUCCGCACAUCGGGCGUGGAGAGGCGACGCAACGAGGGGUCGGAUGAACACCUACGUGCUGCGGGACUCGUCAACACGACACACCCACCGACAGCGACACGCCCUCCGCCCACCCUUCAUGAAGCUCUUCUGCAGUUGUUUGACCUGCUGGAGCACCUGGAAGCGCAAGUUGUGGAUGUCUUCACUUCUGCGCUUCUCGCCCCCGAUGCGGAAAGCCACCGCACGCAAAGCCCCCGCGCAUCUUCACCAGCGCGGCUGAUGUCGCCUCGCCAAGCAGCAGCAGCAGCAGCGGCAUCUCCUUCCUUCCCCUCCAGCCCCCCACUGCGUGUGAAGGACGUGUUCGGCCUCGUGGUGCAACACUGGUGUGACGUGCUGCUGCCACGCUGGCCGAGUGACCUCAUUGCACUCGGGUAUGUGGAGUGGUGGCUGCGUCACCCCGUGUGGGGCAAGCUGAUGGUGUCCGCCGCCGAAGGCUCGGCUGCGGUUGCCACACACAGAAGCGCCAGAACAGGCGCCGCGCCGACAGAAGACACCGCUGGGGGAGUGGAAGCCGAGGCGCCGGUAGUGACACGCAGCCGCACGGCGCCGCGACUGGACGAAGCCGGCCAGCAGCAGCAGGAGGGGCACCUUCAUCUCCUUCAGGAAGUCCUUGCGGCGUCCAGCAGCGAAGGCAUGCAGCGUCUUUUCGACACCGUGGUGGACGCGUUUAUUGGGUCCGUGCAGGAGCUGCUGCGGUGCUUUCGUAGCAUCGGCGCCGUCGCCGCGUCUGCGCAUAGUGCCCUCGACGACGGGAACCGUUGUGUUGGUCGACAAGUAGAUGUGCUGGUGAGUGAGGAUACGUAUGGGGUGUGGAACGCACGGUGUGGCUCGGCGGGCCGCCGGUGCCGCGAGCUGCUCCGCCUGCUGGUACGUCUCUAUGCUGAGCCUCCCACUACUCUUCAGCGGGUGCUUUCUGAGGCUGCGCCGUCAUCACCGUCGUCGUCCCCCACGCUUGCCACCGUCGUGGGUUUAAAGGCGACCGGGACGGCACCCGCAAAAGAGGCGACAGAAGAUGAGGAGGGCGGCAUCAGCCGCAGCAGCGCCGCAUCGCCCGCGUCGCCGGCGAAUGGAAGCGGUACACGGGCAGAGGAAGGUCGGCCGCCCAACACACCGUUUGAAAAGGCCGCAGCGCCGUCUCAACCGCCGCCGCAACGUCAUCCAGCGGACGAGCGAGCCCGCGUGCGUCAGCUCCACUAUCAGCUGUUGUACGCGGUCUGCCGUUUGUGCAGUGCGUUGCCGCUCUCACGGGAGAGUGGGCCGGAGAGCUACGCAGGCGCGGAGUCUGAGAUUCGAAGCGCAGCGAGUGCGUGGAGGGUGGACCGCGUACUUCCGCGUUCGCCGUCCUCCUCCGGCUUUUCUCCUUUAAGUGAUAUCGAUUGUCUGGAGAUGUUCGCCACGGCGGUGCAGCUGGCGGCUGCGGUGGCGGUGCCGCUGAGCAGCACGCAGCUCCCCAUGAAAGGCGACCUGCUGUGCGUGACGAGUCGACUGGCUCAGCAACGGUUGCUGCUGCUUCAGCGUGGGUGGCUGCGUGAGCGGGAGUACGCCCUCUGCAUGGCGCACCUCAGUACCCUCUUGACGCAGUCAACGUAA